AUGAUCAAGCGUGCCCUGCCAGUCCCCGCACCAUGCUACACUCCCUAUCCUGGUGCUGAGCCCAUACCCGACUGUGUAUGGGAAUGCUGCAGAUGCCGUAGGAGAUGGCACACAAAAGAGAUGGGCAAUAUAUGUAUCGGAUGCAGCCAUACAUACUCAGUCGACUGUUGUCAUCUUGCUCAGUAG
This is a messenger RNA of Bipolaris victoriae FI3, 186 nucleotides long. RefSeq lists its product as hypothetical. Lineage: Eukaryota; Fungi; Ascomycota; Dothideomycetes; Pleosporales; Pleosporaceae. The record is from RefSeq and is a predicted model, not a curated record. The coding region runs from base 1 to 186 and encodes 61 amino acids. The transcript has a single exon.